Messenger RNA from Tachysurus fulvidraco (yellow catfish), 1494 nucleotides. It is a transcript of the gene slc25a32b, whose product is annotated as solute carrier family 25 member 32b. The transcript is spliced from 7 exons. Lineage: Eukaryota; Metazoa; Chordata; Actinopteri; Siluriformes; Bagridae. The record is from RefSeq and is a predicted model, not a curated record. Gene Ontology annotation, molecular function: folic acid transmembrane transporter activity; FAD transmembrane transporter activity. Gene Ontology annotation, cellular component: mitochondrion. Bases 130 to 1122 code for a protein of 330 amino acids. Gene Ontology annotation, biological process: folate import into mitochondrion; nucleotide transport.
CAAACAGGGUAACUAGACGGUACAUUAACAUUGAAAAUUAUGAUUAUUUUUUAUUACAAUUUAAAAGGUUGGUUUAUUUUUUGAAUACGAGUACAAAAGCUAGCUGUUAGCUGUUAGCUGUGUGUUAGCAUGAGCUCGAGCUCCGGACAGGGACCAGGACAGGGAGCCGCAGCAGCGCUCGAGCUCAACGCUGAGGCUCCGGUUCGAGGCGUCUCGCUGAAGGGGAACAUGUGGAGACUCUACAGUCACGUGCGUGUGGAAAACCUGGCUGGCGGGCUGUGUGGAGGUGUUUUGUCCACUAUGGUGCUGCACCCACUGGAUCUGGUUAAAAUCAGGUUUGCAGUGAGCGACGGCUUGGAGCUGAGGCCGAAGUACCGCAGCAUUUGGCACUGCAUGCGGAGCAUCUGGCAGCAGGAAGGACUUCGUGGCUUGUACCAGGGGGUCACGCCAAACGUCUGGGGUGCCGGAGCUUCGUGGGGUCUUUAUUUCUUCUUUUAUAAUGCCAUCAAGGCCUACGUCAAGGAGGGACGUCAGACGGAGCUGAGUCCAAUGGAGCACCUGGUGUCUGCUGCAGAAGCAGGAGCCAUGACUCUCUGCCUGACGAACCCCAUCUGGGUGACAAAGACACGGCUGGUUCUGCAGUAUAGCGCCGAUCCAAGCCAGAAGCAGUACAGGGGCAUGGUGGAUGCACUGGUGAAGAUCUUCAAACAGGAAGGAGUAGCAGGACUCUAUCGGGGUUUUGUUCCCGGACUUUUCGGGACGUCUCACGGAGCUCUGCAGUUCAUGGCGUAUGAGGAGCUGAAGAGAGACUACAACAAAUACAGAAACAUGCAUUCAGAUGCUAAACUGAAUCCAUUUGAGUACAUUACAAUGGCGGCUUUGUCCAAAAUCUUCGCCGUGGCCACUACAUACCCGUACCAAGUGAUCCGAGCUCGCUUGCAGGAUCAGCACACGAGCUACGAUGGCGCGGUAGACGUCAUCCGGAGGACAUGGAGGAAUGAAGGAUAUCUGGGCUUCUACAAAGGCAUGGUGGCCAACCUGCUCCGGGUGACGCCAGCCUGCUGCAUCACCUUUGUGGUGUACGAGACGGUGUCCCGUUUCCUCCUGGACAAGCACAAAUGAGACAAAAUAAAAAUUAAAAAAAGGCGGCGGUUGCAACAAGUUAGCGCUGAGAGAGAUGCUAAGCUAACGAGGAGAACUAGCUCUCAGCGGAACGAGACACAGACCAGGUACCAGACCAACGGAAAGACGAGCGUUCUCAUGACGCGGACUUGUGGCUUUGUACGACGCUUAUAGAAGGAACUGGUGCUGCUAUGAGUUUACAUGCGUAAGAUACAUCGGAAAGAGUGUGUGUGUGUGUGUGUGUGUGUGUGUGUGUGUGUGUGUGUGUGUGUGUGUGUGUGUGUGUGUGUGUGGGGACAAGACACAAAACUGAACUGAAGCAAUGGAUAGAUGCAUUCAAAUAAAGCCAAAGGGAUUGUUGAGCAAGAAAAA